AUGGCCUCUCUAGCCAAUAUGGACAUCGAUGAGUUUGACUCGGAUGAUGAAGACUUUGCUCAAGCAGUCCUUGGCAGCCAACCGGUUGUACAUCGUCGCUACGCAAAAGCUGGCGAAGAUUCACUCUUGAGCAUGAUCGAAAACCAAUUUGUCGACCGCGUCGAAUCCAAGCAAGCCUACAAGAACAUUGACUUCCUUGAUGGCACUGUUGGCUCUGCCUACAUGCGUGCAAAGACGAAGAAUAUGAUCCUUGGCUAUUUCAAGCUCAUCAAUCAUGAUCCGGCUAUUUGUCCCUCUGGCCAGAUCAUAUUCCGCUACAUUGCCACUACUGUGAAAAGAAUGAAGCCAGGCAGUCGAGACAAACCCGCACCCAGCUUUCGUACUGUUCUGCAGGUCUGGAGAGCGACGAACAUCUACCUCAGGUUUCAGUACCCCGACUGGAAAGAGAACUAUACCUCCUCCGACAUGGCCAAGAUAAAAACAUACCUUGAAGAGCAGGUUACACAAGGGAAUUUGAUCAAAGGAUAUUGGCAAGAGAGAAAUUGGUUGGGAUUCAGCGUCGUUGUCCGCAUGCUGACCAUGUACAUCCGAUCUACUGUGGAAAGUGGAUGUCAGAACUGGGAUAUCGUUAUCCUCCACUGUCUGGGUGUUGCUCUCACAGUGGCGUGCUCUUGCAGACCUGGAGAUGUUGCCAAGAGUUCCGACGCCCCUAAGGGAAUGUCUUGCUUAACCUGGGACUGUGUCAACCUGCAGGUGAUCGCUGACGAAUUAGGCGAGGUUCGGAACAUCCGUGCAAAACUGAUCCUGAAGUUUACCAAGGGUCACAAGGGUUCUCUGAACGACGAUAAGACUGUCUUCUUCGACAGCCUGGAGCAAGGCGAACACAGUUGUGCAUGUACAGUCAAAUUAUUGCUUGUUCACGCCCUGCGAAACGGAUUCUGCUAUGGCAACACCAUUAGCGAUGUGCUUAAAGAUGCAUUGGCUUCGCGCGGCAAGCGUAUCAGGUGGAAAUACCCCGAUCAACCCGUGCUCUGUUCCGUGGGUGCAGAUCAAAGACUGCAGCUCGGCACUCCUGCUCCCGUAUCACAGAUCAAAAGAGGGGUCAGAAGAAUGGCAGGAGUUGCCGGCAUUCUUGAGAAAGUCAACGCCAGAGAUCUUCGUCGUGGUACCGCACGAGAUCUUGCUCAUCUCAGCAAAACUUUCAAGGGAGUUUCCGAUAACAAUGUGGCGGCUGGUCUCGGCCACACCCGAGCCUCUUUGGGCAGAGGAGUCACGGAUCGUUACGCUGGUCCUGUACAAGAGGAUCUCCUCACCGCGCGGACAAAGGACUCUUUUCAGGAUCGCAUGGCUCCUGAACUCAAAAAAGUAACAUAUGACGAUAUUCUCCCCACUGUGAGAGCCCAGAGAAUCUCUACUUACCGCAUCAAUAAGCGUCUCGAGGAGGAUGGAAUCGACCCGGUCGAUGCCACCAGACAGCUUCGACAGGAUACAGCUGACAUUAUUCGACGCGAAUCAAUACACAAUGGUCCACUCAAAAAGCGUCUGCCCCAGCCGUCUACUAAUGUUCCCAACAAGAAGUCGAAGACGGGAAUGAAGCCUGUAGAGGUACUGAAGGACCCGCCGACGGCUCCGCCCUCUGGCCAUCUGGAUACCAUUCCAACAGGCCGCCAACCGCUUCGAGAGCUUUCACGGUCCGAGAUGAACGCAUCACAAUCCUCCACUGACUCGUCAGCCAUCGACCCAGCUCUUUUCAUGCCCUCAAAUGCUCCUGCUCUUGGCAUGGAUACUACACAAGGACCUGCUGCGGCAAUUUUCGAGGACCAUACUGCUACGAAGCCUCCUUCUGAGAUCGAUCUCCUUGGUGCGCGAUUGUUCGAAGACCAGCAGAUGGUCGACCAGCCACAAGCCAAUCAUUAUAGAACGGUCCCCCAACCCGGCUGGAAUGCCCAUGUCGAUGACCAUGUCGACGGUCUAGAUCAAGAGAGUGCUGCAACGGAUUCGGACGAAGAAUCUGAGGAGGUCGACGCGCAGCAGCUCACUGCACUUGAAGACAUUCUCUGGGGCUCUUCAGCGUCUGAGAGAUCGGACGGAAACGACGCGGUCGAUUUACAGGCCCAGGAAGAUUUCAACCAACAGUUUCUUGCCCUGGCAAUAUCUGAUCAGUCUCCGGAAGAGGGUGAUGACGAUGACUCGGAUGAUGUCAGCCACGAGUCUCCGCCUGGCCCUGACCACCAGCCAUGGUUGAUGACUGGACUCGCCUGGAUUGCACACUUCGCCGCAAUCAAUGAAUUUGUCACCAGUAAGCCUCUUCAUAAGAUGGCAUCCGAUGAAGUCGCCAAAUACUUCCCGGUGGGUAACUCCCGUAAUGCACCCACAAGACUCAAGCGUUUUUGUCGAUUGGGCUGUGGCUCUUUCUAUUGGCUACUCUCCGACUUGGACGUUCAUCAGGCCUUUUGCACUGGGCCUGAUACUGAAGACGAAUCCGACGAGAAACUUCGAUGCGAUGAGCCGGGUUGUGAGAUGAAAUUUACAAAGCGUGGUUCCCUCGUUGCCCACAAGAGUCGGAUUCAUGACUUCAAACCAAUGAAGUGCCAAUCUGGUUGUAAUCCGGAAGCUGAAGACUCUCCCGUGUAUAACACCUGGCAGGAAUAUGUUCGCCACCAAAAAGCAGUUCACUGGACUCUCGCGGAGCCAAGAAAGUGUCCAUUGUCCGAUGUUUGUGGCUCAGAGACUCGGUUCACGCUGAUAGGCAACCUCAAUCAACACCUCAAGAGAGUACAUUUUCUCAACCGGGCCCAGAUCGAUGAACUUGUGGAGAGGCCAGAGCGGCGCAAACCUCUGGCGUCGAAAGGUAUCCAGUGUCCACAGGCCAACUGCGAAUCGACCGCGUCGUUCGACGCGCCUGGAAAACUACGAGAUCAUCUCUUCAAGAAACAUGGCAUUCCCAAAGAUGACGCACUCCGACGUGCAGAAGAGUUACUGGGAGCUAUGAUACGCCGCCCAUCACAGGUGGUGCUUAAGCCAUGUCCGCACGAUGCUUGUCUUGAGAGCUUCUCAGGCACCACAAAGCUACGUGAUCACCUACAGAAAAAACACAGUCUUUCUAGAGAUGAAGCAAUCCGCCAGGCAGAAGAGUUACUGGGAGCUGUGAUACGCCGCCCACCACGGGCGGUGCUUAAGCCAUGUCCGCACGAUGCUUGUCUUGAGAGCUUCUCAGGCCCCGCCAAGCUACGUGAUCACCUACAGAAAAAACACAGUCUUUCUAGAGAUGAAGCAAUCCGCCAGGCAGAGGAACUCUUAGGACCAGUCGGCGCAAAGACUGGUCGCCGUGGUCCUGGCUCCUAG
Messenger RNA from Fonsecaea nubica, 3345 nucleotides. RefSeq lists its product as hypothetical. The record is from RefSeq and is a predicted model, not a curated record. Gene Ontology annotation, cellular component: nucleus. Gene Ontology annotation, biological process: regulation of transcription by RNA polymerase II. The coding region runs from base 1 to 3345 and encodes 1114 amino acids. NCBI's taxonomy places the organism in Eukaryota, Fungi, Ascomycota, Eurotiomycetes, Chaetothyriales, Herpotrichiellaceae. The transcript has 4 exons.